This is a messenger RNA of Solea solea (common sole), 1831 nucleotides long. Its product is annotated as nodal homolog 2-A-like. Gene Ontology annotation, biological process: BMP signaling pathway; SMAD protein signal transduction. Gene Ontology annotation, cellular component: extracellular region. The record is from RefSeq and is a predicted model, not a curated record. Gene Ontology annotation, molecular function: growth factor activity; type I activin receptor binding; cytokine activity. The transcript has 3 exons. NCBI's taxonomy places the organism in Eukaryota, Metazoa, Chordata, Actinopteri, Pleuronectiformes, Soleidae. The coding region runs from base 343 to 1527 and encodes 394 amino acids.
UAAUCACAGCGCAGUUGUGCGCUUUGUAUAAUCUCCUUAACCAAAAUUACUGUCACGGCUCCUUAUCAAAGGGAUCUGACGCGAACAAAACGACAACAAUCACCGCAUCGUUUCACACCUGAGUCACUACAAAGACCCAACUGGUUUCGAUACACAACGACAUUGGCACAGUGUUGGAGCGCGCAGUGUUGGAUCACACACACGCCCCAUCCAUCAGGAUUGACACUUGUGUUCAAAGGACGUCAGUUCGGAGGUGUGCCAGUAUAAAUCCAGAUAUCUGGAUCUGACCUGGACCACUCUGAGUUCACCUCUGGAGGAGACAACAGCACCUGCAGUGGAAUUAUGAAGGGACUAACUUUGGAUUUCUCCUUUGCGCUUCUCUUCUUCUUGGUGGAUUUGGUUAUGGCUCACCGUCCCGACGCGCUCCUCAGCGCCAUCAGCUCCAGACGCACAGUGCAGCGGCAGCAGAGCACCAAGCUGCCCCUCUACAUGAUGCAGCUCUACCGGACUAUGCUGACCGAGGACCGCCGGGCUGCUGUCCCCAUGAGCCCGAUCAGGGCCGAAGAUAACCCGGGUCUGCACGACUCCGACUCUGUCAUCAGCCUCGUCGCUAAAAGUUGCCACCAGGUUGGAAAACGGUGGUCCGUCACCUUUGACAUGUCCUCCAUGUCAGCAAGCGACGACAUCCAGCUGGCUGAGCUUCGAAUCCGCCUGCCCGCCUUCACCGAGUCCUCCCGAGCCUCUGUGGACAUCUACCACUCCCAGAAAGUCCAGUGUUUCGACUCCCACUGCCCACAGAAGAGGCUGUUCCUGGGUCACCUGAGGGCUCACCCCAAUUCUGCGGCAUCCACUUCCUCCUGGAAGGUGUUCAACAUGACAGAGAUGCUUCACCACUGGCUGCAGCAGGAGCACACUGUGCAGAUAAUGAAUGAUGCGGAGGAGGAGGUCAGAGAAGGAGAGCAGGAGGGGGUCCAGCACCAUACAACAGACAGGGUCAUGAUGGUGGUCUUCUCCAGGCAGAACACCAACAGGACGCCGACCAUCAUCCGCACAGCAGAGCACUCCAAGUAUGUCGGCCUGAACAAGGAGCGGGCGGUGGAUGAUUCAAGCAGCUCCAGGAUGAGGAGCAAGAGGCACCACAGGACCCAGGAGCAGAGGCGGAGGCAAACCAGAGCUGCUCCUGCUCACAAGCCAGCAGAGGCGGAGAAGAAGGGUCCUCUGUGCAGGAAGGUGGACAUGUGGGUGGACUUUGAGAAGCUCGGCUGGAGUGAGUGGAUCGUUUAUCCUAAACGGUACAACGCCCAUCGCUGCGAGGGGAGCUGUCCCACACCAGUAGACGAGACCUUCACCCCGACCAACCACGCAUACAUGCAGAGUCUUCUGAAUCUUCAUCACCCACACAAGGUGCCGUGUCUGUCAUGUGUGCCGACGCGCCUGGCCCCAAUUUCCAUGUUGUACUACGAGAACGGACAGAUGGUCAUGAGGCACCACGAGAACAUGGUGGUGGAGGAAUGCGGCUGCCACUGAGCGACAGACCUGCAAAGGUUGAAAGGGGGAGAAAAACGCGGGGACUGUAACCGAGGAGUGUGCAGCCCCACAACCAGACACAAAGUGGAUGUUCUACAUACCGAGCGUCCACAGGCACUUUACAGAGACAUUCUGAUGUUGGACACUGGGACAGAUGCUACUGCUGUGAUGCAGGGACAUUUUAAAAUUAAGGAUAUAAGAAUAUGAUGAGUUUAUUCAUACUGUUAGAAGAUGAGAUGACUGAAGCACUGUAGAAGCAGCUGUACACGAGAGGACUUAUGUAUGAAGCUGAGAUGUUUAAAUG